This is a messenger RNA of Pyricularia pennisetigena, 1206 nucleotides long. RefSeq lists its product as uncharacterized. The coding region runs from base 1 to 1206 and encodes 401 amino acids. Gene Ontology annotation, molecular function: oxidoreductase activity. The record is from RefSeq and is a predicted model, not a curated record. Lineage: Eukaryota; Fungi; Ascomycota; Sordariomycetes; Magnaporthales; Pyriculariaceae. The transcript is spliced from 3 exons.
AUGCCUGGUUUAGUCAAAUCCGGUUCCACGCUCGCCGAGCCGAUCGUUGACCAGGCAAUAUUCCCAGAUGGCAUCAAAACCUCAGGCCAACAUGCACCGGUCUACUCAGACAUUCGCCCAUACGAGGACUUUCCGAAAGAGAUAACAGGUAUCACAGCAUGGGAUGCCAAAGACUUCGUUGACAGCCCUGAGAAAUGGAAGUAUUCUCUCUCCAACGAGGAGGUAGCCGAGAUUGGGGCGGCGGCUGACCGUUACAUUGAGUCUGGUCAACAACUGACUGCCAUGUCCAAGAACCUAUUCGAGUUGCCAACUUUGGCGUCUCGCAUGAAGACCCUCAAAGCACAGCUCCUAGAUGGCCAGGGGUUCUGGCUGUUCAAGAACAUACCAGUGCAGGAAUGGGGGCUGCAAAAGUGUGCAACAGCGUACAUGGGCCUUGGCGCUCACCUCGGUUACUUUGUUAGCCAGAACGGUCGGGGCCAUGUUCUGGGGCAUGUCAAGGACCUCGGUGAGGACCCAACCAAGACUGAUAGGGUGCGCAUCUACCGGACCAACGCCAGACAAUACUUUCACACAGACGCUGCCGAUCUCGUCGGACUGCUCUGCAUUGCCCGUUCAAUGGAAGGGGGCGAAAGCGACAUAGUGUCUCAACACCGAGUCUGGAACGUCUUGCAGAGAGAAUAUCCCGAGGUUGCCAGGUUAUUCACCCAGCCCAUAUGGUAUCUCGACCGUAAGGGUGAGAUGUCCGAGGGACAGGAGCCCUGGAUCCGCGCGAGCGUGUUCUACCUCGACGAUGAAGGGCAACUGUAUGGCAAGUUCGACCCUAACAACGUCACUUCACUCGCAAGGUACAACAGCGGGCCCGACGCCAAGAUCCCGCCACUGAGCGAGGAGCAGAAAACGGCCAUUGAUGUGCUGGAAAAAGUAUGCAAGCGGGAGAGCCUCCAUAUGAUCCUGCAACCGGGCGACAUCCAGUGGUUGAGCAACCAGCACGUAUUCCAUGCAAGGACAGCAUACACCAACUGGCCAGAAGGAUCCGUGGACGAGCAAGGCAGGCCGAGGCCUGCGAGACAUUUGAUGAGGCUGUGGUUGUCGGUGCCGACCAGUGAAGGUGGAUGGAAGUUGCCGUACCCAGAUUCGCACAGGAAGAAACGAGGUGGAAUCCAGGUCGACGACACGGCGCCGAUUUGUCCAUUGGAUGCAGAAUGA